Gadus morhua (Atlantic cod) is the source of this 2137-nucleotide messenger RNA. RefSeq names its product LAT2 domain-containing protein. The record is from RefSeq and is a predicted model, not a curated record. Gene Ontology annotation, biological process: immune response-regulating signaling pathway; B cell activation. The coding region runs from base 272 to 748 and encodes 158 amino acids. The transcript is spliced from 12 exons. NCBI's taxonomy places the organism in Eukaryota, Metazoa, Chordata, Actinopteri, Gadiformes, Gadidae.
AUGUGAAAGUAGAAAGAAAGAAAGCAGAGCCAUUACUCAUGAGUGUGUUUGUGGGGUGGUCUUGCAGAGUGCUCAAGAGGACGGAUGUGGUGUCAAUAUUUCGGAAAGGGGAAGCACAUUAACGUUUGCUCAAAAGGUCAUGUUCAUUUCCUUUUGUUGGUUAUUCCAUUACAAAGAGACUUCUGUGAAGAUAACACCAAGGCAUGACAAUCCUUGGCAUUAAUGAGGGGGCCGUGCUGAUGCUUGUGUCUUCAGCCUCACUCAGCAUGCUAUGUCUUCUGUGUCUCAAGUGCAAAAAGAAAUCCAACUCUUCUCUCUUGCAGAAAUCAUCCAACAGGAUUCCUCGAUAUAUGACCCUCAGAUAUUCCAACGUGAAGGCAGCCGAUUUGCUGUCACACGCUCAAAGACAGUAACGCGGCCCAAUCAAAUGAAAACACAGAACCAAGAGGAAACUGAAGUGAGACAUUCCCAUAUCUCUCAAUCUGCAAAUGAAGAUUACACAUUUGUCAUUGGUGACCAAGAGGGCUUUGACGCUACAUAUGUCUCCCCACUUCCAAUUGCAGUGUAUGGAAACAUUGAGGAAAUGAAACAAGCAGCAUCUGCUUCCAAUUUAUGUGACUAUGAAAAUAUUUUGACUGCUUCAUCGAUCAACGAUGAUGAGGAUUAUGAAAACUCUGAAUUCUUAAAAAACGUUGAGGAUUUAACAGAUGACCCAGACUAUGUGAAUACCCAACAGGGUGCUUGCUGAUAUGAACACCACCAGAUAGAGGAGGAAUUCUCAUGGCUCAAUAAGCAGGAGGAGCCAAACAUAGUCUCUGCUAUUCAUAGCAGAGACCUGUGUUAAUGACAGAGAGCCUCACCGGUCAAACUCCAAUGAAAAAGGCUUACAAGAAAAGUAAAAAUAAUAAUAAAUAUUCAAUAUUUAUCUAUGAUCUUUGUAACAAAUGUAUCUUUGUAUGAUUCAUUUCAGAAAAAAAGGUGUUCCAAGAAGUGAGAAAAUCUUAACUUUUUCUGAUAUGCCAUUAGAAGAUACAUCUGUUAAUAAAUAUUUAGGAUUUCCAUUCGAUGAAUUUAUGAAUUAUGAAAAUGGAAUUAAACUCCUGGCUGAUUCAGCUGGUAGAGCUUUGGUUCCGUUGUUAACAAGUUAAAAAUAGGUAAAGACCUUGGUUAUUCUACUUACUCUCAAUUGUAUGAUGCAUGUGUUUCUCCAAUUGUGAAUUAUGCUGCUGGGGUAUGGGGAUUUAAAGAAAGAAAGAUCUCAGAUGCAGUACAAAACAGAGCAAUACGUUGUUUUCUGGGUAUUCAUAUAUAUGUUCCCUCUUUGGCUCUUUUGGGUUGGAUUCCUGCUACAAUAAGGAGAAAGGUUGAUAUGAUUAGACUGUGGAAUCGUUGUGUUAAUAUGUCCGAUGACAGGAUCAAUAAGAAAGUUUUCCUUUGGAGUAAAGUCCAGAACUCUCCAUGGGCCGCAGAGAUUCAGGCUGUCUUUGAAGAAGCCGAAUUUCAGUAUAUCUAUAGAAAUAAUUGAUCAUGCAGCAUAAACAAAAUGAGAAAAAAGUUACUUGUCGGGUACAAUGAAAAAUGGUUGAAUGAUAUAAUGUUAAAACCGAAAUUACGGACAUACAUCCAAAUCAAGCAUAAUUAUGAAACAGAAUUAUAUGUUAAAACAAAUUUACCAAUAAAUCAGAGAUCCUAGAUUGCCCAAUUAAGAAUGGGAAUCCUUCCCCUGGCACUUGAGGUCGGCAGAUUUAAAAAUAUCCCAGAGGAACAGAGACUUUGUGAACUUUGUGAUUUACAAGAAGUGGAUAAUGAAUCUCAUUUUCAUUUAUACUGUCCCUUCUGUGAUGAACUAAGAGUACCUUUUGUAAAUGAACUGUUUGCUCAAAACCCUGAAAUAUUUUGGAGUAAUGAUGUCAGGAUGGAAUGUUUGUUUACCUUUAAUGUUUAUAAGUUAGCCUCUUUUGUUACUAAAGCCUGGAUGAAACGUCAGGAUGGUUAAUAUCGUUAAUGUUAGUAUUGUUAAGCAUCUAUGUUUUAUGUUAAGCAUGUUUUAUGAUGGUGUCUUGUAAGCCCUUGUGGGCUGGGCAUGCUAAUGCAUGAAACAAUAAAAAAUAAAAAAUAAAUAAAAAAUGCAAUCAUU